UGUGUUAUUAUUAACUUUUAAAUAAUUCAGACGUACAAACGUUUUUCUGUAAUGUAUAAUAUAUUAAGUUACAUAACCGAUCGAUCAUGUUUCAAACAACAUCGCCUACGUGGGAAAAAAGCUCAUUCAUCAUGAUGUCUUCAAAUACCACUAAGAAGAAUAACAUACAAAUUAUAAUUGACUAUCUGAGAAAUGAUAUUCGAAGUGGUGGACUUGAAGGAGAGUCAUGUGAGAGUAUUGAAGUAGCAAUUGAGUGCCUUCAGAAUGCCUAUGGCAUAUCCAGAGAUAGUACUGAAGAUGUUAAAAAAGCUCCCCGUAGUUUUUUUGAGCAGUUCGAGAAGUUCCUGAAUAGCUAUGGGGAUGGUAAUGAGCACGAGCACAAAGCGAGUAGUCUUUCAUUCCAGGCAGAUCCUCUCCAGAAGUCGGCAGCAGAAAAGCUAAAAGAGGAUGGAAACUCUUCAAUGAAACAAGGCGAUUACAUAAAAGCAUUGGAUUUAUAUACAAAGGCCAUUCAGGUGGAUAACAGUAAUGCAGUAUACUACUGCAACAGGGCGGCUGCUUACAUGAAACUUGAAGACCAUCACUCUGCAAUAAGUGACUGUAACACUGCACUAAGAAUUGAUCCACAUUACAGCAAAGCAUAUGCACGACUUGGAAUGGCAUAUACCUCCCUAAAAAAUUACAAGAAAGCCAAAGAAUAUUACCAGAAAGCCUUGACCUUGGAACCAAACAAUUCAAGUUAUCAGAACAAUGUGAAGACUGUUGAUGAAAUGCUAAAUCUGGCACAACCACCAAAUUUGCCACCACCAUUCAAUAAUCCUGACUUGUUUGCAUUUGCUCAAGAGAUGUUUCAAGACCCUUCAAUGAACGUCUUAGGCCGUCGCUUGGCCGAGCAGCUCUACCCGGAGAUAGCUCGGCAGCUGGGGGGGGAGGCUGACCAGAGCCUGCUGCCACCUCGCAGCCCGGGCGAGAGGAAACAAGACUGAUGCAACUGACGGGAAUGCCAUCCCCUAGAUCUGACGUGUGUCAAUGAGAAGUUGGGAUUAUUCGUGCGGGGGAAUUGAGACAUUCCAUAUGAUUUACAAGUUGUGUGUUUAAUGAUUUGUUCUUUUUAAAUCAUCGUUUUGGGUUUCUAUAUCUUUACUUUUCUGACAAAUCUCAAAUCUGAUUGUUCUUGAUUCAAGAUGAUUAAGGACAGUGAAAGUCUUCCUGCUAACUACAUCAGCAGAUUGGAAAGCUAAAUGUUUUAUUUUAUGAGUGUUAAUAUACAUUUGUAACAAAUGUGCGUAAUCAAGAUGUGUAAAUUCAAUUGAAAUAUGAGUGGUCUAAAAAGUGACACUUGGUGGUACAUAGAUAAAAAUAAUUGGUGAUUUAGUUUGUAUGGUUGGUAAUACCAUAGGAAUGUGUUUUGCAUUAAUACAUGAAAUGACAGUAUAUAUUUUUACAUGAACAAA
Molecule: messenger RNA, 1454 nt
Organism: Bacillus rossius redtenbacheri
Lineage: Eukaryota; Metazoa; Arthropoda; Insecta; Phasmatodea; Bacillidae
Product: small glutamine-rich tetratricopeptide repeat-containing protein alpha-like
Exons: 6
Coding region: 87-986 (299 amino acids)
Biological process (GO): post-translational protein targeting to endoplasmic reticulum membrane
Cellular component (GO): membrane; TRC complex
Molecular function (GO): molecular adaptor activity; protein binding
Source: RefSeq, a predicted model, not a curated record